This is a messenger RNA of Anthostomella pinea, 1113 nucleotides long. Lineage: Eukaryota; Fungi; Ascomycota; Sordariomycetes; Xylariales; Xylariaceae. The record is from the annotation of a GenBank genome assembly.
AUGGAUCAAUCCUCGUCGAGUCACCCGCAGUCGUCGCGCGGAGGUGGAGGAGGAGGAGGAGGAGCCGCAGGAGGCGCGCCCGCUGUAUAUGACACAACACACGGAGGUCAUUAUGGUGCCAGUGCAGCACUUGCGAAUUCAGGCUUCGCGCCAGCCGAGCUCUACACAGGACCCUGGGCCAACGUGCAUCAGGGUCUGCAUGGCCAAUACAAGGAUAUCCUGACCACGUACUGGCAGCAAACCAUCAACCACCUCGAGUCCGACCAGCAUGACUACAAGCUUCACCAGCUGCCGUUGGCCCGCAUCAAGAAGGUCAUGAAGGCCGACCCGGAAGUCAAGAUGAUCUCCGCCGAAGCCCCUAUCCUCUUCGCCAAGGGCUGCGACAUCUUCAUCACAGAGCUUACAAUGCGAGCAUGGAUCCACGCCGAAGAGAACAAGCGUCGCACCCUGCAGCGCUCAGACAUCGCGUCUGCAUUAGCCAAAAGCGACAUGUUCGACUUUCUGAUUGACAUUGUUCCCCGUGAAGAGUCCACCAAGCGUCCGAAUCCAACCGGUCAAUCGCAGUCUGGCCAAGGCGCACCGUCGGCAGCACCUGGCCAGCAAAUGCCUGGUCAGCACGGAAUGCCUGGCGCUGCAAACCAUAUGGCACCUGCCGGUUACAUGGGAGAGCACGCGAUUGCGCCCGACCAGCAGUAUCGUGAACCGCCGCCCAUGUAUGCCAACCCAGUCCAGGCUGGACCAGGAGCGCCGUAUGGCCAGCAGCCGCCACAAGCCAUGUAUGGUGACAUGGAAGGCACGCCGGAUAACCGUGGAAAUCAGGGGGUACAGCAGCAGCAGGAUGAUGCUCAGGGCACGUUUGAGGAGGGGUUUGAGAGAGUCGUGGGAAGUGUUCUACCUUCAGUCGAGCAUGGUAAGGAGAUGCAGACAGAAGAGGCACCAGAGGCGGCUAAGCGUGCAGAGUCGGCACCUUUUCUUACUACGCCAAAGAGUGAGGAAAUGCGCCGAACGCUUGACGAUUUCGACUUUCUCGACCUUCUCGACCCCGAUUUCGACUUUCUUGGCCCUGCGUUGCGAAAGCCUGAGGGUGCGAAUGGAGAUGCGCGAAAACAGUAG